AUGAAAUUAAACAUUGCUAAUCCAACAACUGGACUUCAGAAAUGUAUUGAAAUUGAUGACGAGAAGUUACUAUUGCCAUUCUUUGAAAGAAGAAUUGGUUCUGAACUUGACUGUAGCUUCUUGGGUGAUGAAUUUAAGGGUUAUAUUAUGAAAAUCACUGGUGGUAAUGACAAACAAGGUUUUCCAAUGAUGCAGGGUGUUUUAACUAGCAACCGUGUCCGUCUUUUAUUCAGAAAAGGUAUGAAAUGCUAUCGCCCACGUCGUACAGGUGAAAUGAAGAGAAAGUCAGUCCGUGGAUGUAUUGUUAGCCACGACUUGUCUGUAUUGAGUUUGGUAGUUGUUGAGAGAGGUGAGCAAGAUAUCCCAGGACUUACUGAUGGUGAAAAACCAAGACGCCUUGGUCCAAAGAGAGCUUCUAAAAUUAGAAAGCUAUUCAACCUCAGUCCAUCUGAUGAUGUCCGCAAGUUUGUCGUUCGUAGGAAGAUUGAAGGUAAAGAAAAGACCAAGGCACCAAAAAUUCAACGUUUGGUCACCAAGGAACGUUUACAGAGAAAGAAGAAAUAUAGACGUACACUUAAGGAGCGUUCUGAGGCAUCUGCUAAUGCCAAGAAGGAAUAUCAGAAGCUUCUUGAGACUUUAAAGAACAAGACUAACACUAAAUGA
Messenger RNA from Cryptosporidium ubiquitum, 663 nucleotides. Its product is annotated as 40s ribosomal protein s6. The record is from RefSeq and is a predicted model, not a curated record. Gene Ontology annotation, cellular component: ribosome. Gene Ontology annotation, biological process: translation. Gene Ontology annotation, molecular function: structural constituent of ribosome. Bases 1 to 663 code for a protein of 220 amino acids. Lineage: Eukaryota; Apicomplexa; Conoidasida; Eucoccidiorida; Cryptosporidiidae. The transcript has a single exon.